Molecule: messenger RNA, 902 nt
Organism: Brienomyrus brachyistius
Lineage: Eukaryota; Metazoa; Chordata; Actinopteri; Osteoglossiformes; Mormyridae
Gene: hspb2
Product: heat shock protein, alpha-crystallin-related, b2
Exons: 2
Coding region: 229-738 (169 amino acids)
Biological process (GO): protein refolding; response to heat
Molecular function (GO): structural constituent of eye lens; protein folding chaperone
Source: RefSeq, a predicted model, not a curated record
GCGGCGUACCCCCUUAUGUAAACGUCGUUGCUGGGGGGGUCUCCACGCUGGCAUGCUUGACAGGAGCUAUUCCUGGUAGCAUUUUAUUACCCUUCUCUCACAGAAACAAGCUCAGUCCUUCCUACGCACCGAGCUCCUUUUAUUUACUUCCCCAUUUCUCUCAGGCUUUCGGAUUGUUUUUUCCCCUCCUUCUCUCCCCUAAGGGUUGUUCGUCGUAUCUGGGUCAGCAUGGCCGAGCGCACCAUACCCCACGCCUACCCGAUGAGCACCGAGUACGAGAUGGCUUCCCCCAGUCGCAUCUACGACCAGAAUUUUGGGGAGGCUUUAAGUCCUCAGGACCUCCUCACGCCCACACUCUACCACGGAUACUACAUCCGUCCCCGGAUCAACAAGCAGCUGGAGCGGGGCUUCUCGCAGGUGGAGUGCGAGGAGGACUGGUUCCGGGUCCUACUGGACGUGUGCCAGUUCACGCCGGACGAGCUGAGUGUGCGCACCGUGGACAAUCUGCUGGAGGUGACGGGGCACCACGGCCAGAGGCUGGACCAGCACGGCUUCGUCAGCCGAGAGUUCACACGCACUUACAUUGUGCCGCUGGGCGUGGACCCCCUGUUAAUGAAAGCCACGCUUUCUCAUGAUGGUAUCCUCUGCUUGGAAGCACCGCGUAGGAGCGAUGACCUCCAGCCGGUCAUCAACGACGUAAAGAUCAACGUGGCUAAGAAAGGAGAAAAGACAUCUUGAUUGAAAAUAAAGGAAUAUUUUGUUGGAGCGACAGCCUUCCUUUGAAUAUUACUUUUAAUUAAGAAAUGUUUGCUACUUAUAUUUUGUGCCGAUUAUUAGAAUUAGCAGGGUUAUGAGUUGUGAACUCGAAUAAAAUCUGCAAUAAAAUCAAAAGGACAACAGCA